This is a messenger RNA of Anisakis simplex (herring worm), 912 nucleotides long. NCBI's taxonomy places the organism in Eukaryota, Metazoa, Nematoda, Chromadorea, Rhabditida, Anisakidae. The record is from the annotation of a GenBank genome assembly.
AUGGCUACUAAAGAGAUACCAGUUUACGGCGGUGGAGAUGAUCACACAAUGAAACAAGAUGAAGUAUGGGGUGAAUCGACAACCGAUAUGUUUGCGGAUUUAUCAUUGACCGAAAAUGAGAAAGAAUUAAGCGAUAAAUAUUUGAAAGAGCGAACGAUUGCAGUUGACUGGUUUACAACGUGGACUGAAUCAGAUCAAGUGGAUUUUGUGAAAACAUUAAUCAAUCGUAUGUGUCAUGAUCAACACGGGCAGAUCGAUUCCUUUUUAAAGCCGAUUCUACAGCGUGAUUUUAUUUCAUUAUUGCCAGAGUUAGACUUCGAAGAGGCUGCCAUCGAACGAUUGAGGGAUUCAGUGGAAUCGCUCGAAACACAACACCACUUCUAUAGGAAUUUAUAUCCACGUAUUUACAACGAUAUUGAAUCACUGAAAGCAAACUGGAAUAACGGACGUCAUGUGCUCUCGCGUAUAACGUGUCACUCGGAGCCGAGCAGAGGUAUUUUCUUCAUUCGUUUCGCAUCUUCAUCGGAUAAUCGAAAGAAAAAGGAGAAAAUGUGGAGUGGAAAGAGCGAUAAGAUUAAUAACAGCAAUAGUAAUAAUAAUAUUAUUUGUCAAGAAGAUUGUUGUCAUUGUGGAUUUAGUUCGAAAGAUCGAUCGAUAGCUGUUUGGGAUAUGGUGUCGCCUCGUGAAAUUAAUGUUCGACGAGUUCUGGUGGCGCAUCGUGCUGCUGUGAACGUUGUUGACUUCGAUCACAAGUAUAUCGUUUCUGCGAGUGGCGAUCGAACGAUAAAGGUUUGGAGUACGGAUAGUUGUGAAUUUGUACGCACGUUGAUUGGUCAUCGAAGGGGCAUUGCAUGCUUGCAGUACCACGAUCGAUUGGUGGUGUCAGGAUCUAGUGAUAACACUAUUAGGUGA